Blastomyces dermatitidis ER-3 is the source of this 1464-nucleotide messenger RNA. Its product is annotated as bZIP transcription factor HapX. The transcript has a single exon. NCBI's taxonomy places the organism in Eukaryota, Fungi, Ascomycota, Eurotiomycetes, Onygenales, Ajellomycetaceae. Gene Ontology annotation, molecular function: DNA-binding transcription activator activity, RNA polymerase II-specific; transcription cis-regulatory region binding. Gene Ontology annotation, cellular component: RNA polymerase II transcription regulator complex; nucleus. The record is from RefSeq and is a predicted model, not a curated record. Bases 1 to 1464 code for a protein of 487 amino acids.
AUGUCGGCUAUGUCCGCUGCUUCGACUCCUUCGUCAAGUUCGACGAACUCCCCUGCUCCUCUCGCACCAGCCGUGCCGUCCCGCCAACCGUCGCUUUCCGUGAAGCCGCUGGCUGCUGCUGGUACGCCUACGCCGGUACCCCUCAAGCCCACAACUAUCACGUCAAAAGAAUGGGUUAUUCCCCCUCGACCUAAACCUGGACGCAAGCCAGCUACAGACACCCCACCAACAAAACGGAAGGCUCAAAAUCGCGCUGCUCAGAGAGCGUUUCGCGAGAGAAGGGCAGCAAGGGUUGGCGAACUAGAAGAGCAAAUCAGGCAAAUUGAAGAAGAGAAUGGGAGACAGACAGCCGCAUGGAAGGAGCGUAUAGACCAUAUUUCCGGCCAGCUGGAACAAUGCAAAAUUGAAAUAUCAUGGUGGAAGAAACAAUGCCAGACUCUAGAGACCAACCUUGCAGCGGAGAAAAAGGCCAAGGAAGAGUUGAUGCAAAGGGUUCAGCUUGCAGAACAAGUAUCCGAAGUGGGAGGGAUGGCCGCUACCUGUGAGAACUGCUCCUCAACACGAUGCCAAUGCAUCGAGGAUGCUUUCGGGCUUUCCAACGCUGCUCCUGACCAGCAAGACGAGAGCACCCCAAAAAGAGCACACUCUCCGCACCAGACAAAUUCAUCAAAACGCCACAGACUAGAUACUAAUAUCAAAACAGAACCGGAGGAGUUGGAAACCGAUUUCACCGCCCUGUUCUCUGGCAACCGCGACCGUACUAUUCGAGCCACAGAACCGUCGGUGUCUCCCUCUAGAAUCAUAGACCAUUGCGGCUUUUGUCAAGAUGGCACGCCGUGCAUGUGUGCGGAAAUGGCCGCCGAGGAGGAAGAAAUGAAUUCGGGCCCCGCCAAAUCACCCGAAAAAGGCAAUAGAUUAACAAUCAGAAACCUAUCCCAAUUUACCCCUCCUCCUUCGGAUGGCGACGUCUUAUCCGAGCCCGUUUACUCAGCAAACCCAAACAAAUCUAAUCCAUGCAUCAACGGACCCGGAACCUGCGCACAAUGCCAAGCCGACCCCAAAAGUACGCUCUUCUGCAAGAGCCUCGCCGCCUCUCUCGCCAGCAACGCCGCUGCCCCCGGAGGCUCAGGAUGUUGUGGAGGUGGCGGACCAGGCGGCGGAUGCUGCCAAUCCCAGUCCCAACUGCAAAGACCCACCUCAUCCCAACUCUCAUCAUCAACAUCGUCAGCUCAACACCAUCAACCCAUCACCCUCUCCUGCGCAGAUACCUACACGGCACUGUCGCGUCAUCCCAAAUUCUCCCGCGCCGCGGACGACUUGAACACCUGGCUACCGCGCCUGCACACCCUGCCUAAUCCCCGUGACCUCCCGCAGUCGAAUUAUGGCGGUCGGCCGGCGAUGGAGGUCGAGGCGGCGAGCGUUAUGGGCGUGUUGAAGUAUUUCGAUAGACGGUUUGCUGACUAG